UUCUAUGCUUUUAUUUGGCUUUUAAUUGCCAUCUCCAUGAUAUUAAAUGUUAUUUCUGCUACCUCAAACACCAAUUCUAUCGCUCUGAUCAAAAGUGCCCCUAAACAUUCUUGGAAUGAAAUUGUUCAAUUCAAUAGAGACUAUCUUACGUUUAGAUACGGAUUUUUAACCCGUGGCUCUGAUCAAUAUGCUCUUAAUAAACUCGCAUCUGCUGAAAAAAGAUCUAAAAGCGUUAAUUUUACAAGAUCUGAUACAUUUGGAUACUAUGGACAGGUCGCUAUAGGUGGUCAAAAAUUUGACGUUAUGAUCGACAUAGUAGGUUCUGAUCUUUUGGUUCCUUCAGUGGAUUGUUGGUCUACAGAAGUCGAUGGUAUUCUUGGAGAAGAUAAUCUUUUAGUAGGCGGGAUAAAAUCUGACCAAAUAUUCG
Messenger RNA from Racocetra persica, 427 nucleotides. NCBI's taxonomy places the organism in Eukaryota, Fungi, Glomeromycota, Glomeromycetes, Diversisporales, Gigasporaceae. The record is from the annotation of a GenBank genome assembly.